Metschnikowia bicuspidata var. bicuspidata NRRL YB-4993 is the source of this 456-nucleotide messenger RNA. RefSeq lists its product as uncharacterized. The record is from RefSeq and is a predicted model, not a curated record. Bases 147 to 422 code for a protein of 91 amino acids. The transcript has a single exon. NCBI's taxonomy places the organism in Eukaryota, Fungi, Ascomycota, Pichiomycetes, Serinales, Metschnikowiaceae.
AGGGCCGUAAUAAACGAGGCAUUCCGGGGCACUUUGCCCUGGAAAAACCUGGAGGUCCUUUUUUGUGUCCUUCUUUUCUUUUCUUUUCUUUUGGCUUUACAUCUGAUUAUUCAGCUUGUUUUCACUGAAGACCGGACGGACGGGGAAUGGACGCCACGGCCAGGCUCUGGGUGUUUUGUUGUUUCUGCUCUACCUGCUCUGGGGCAGCACCAUCGCAAAUACCGGCCCGCUUCUCUGCUGCGAAGCACGGUUCCACCCAUCUCUGGAAUUAUUGGUUCCACCCACCUCUGAAAAAGUUUAAACUGUUAGGUCCACUUCUGAAAAAGCUGAAACUGUUAGGUCCACUUCUGAAAAAGCUGAAACUGUUGGUUCCACUUCUGAAAAAGGAUCAGUAUCAGUUUCACCCACCUCUGAACAGUUGAGUUCCACCAACUCUGGAAAUAAUCACCUCACGGA